Messenger RNA from Pseudo-nitzschia multistriata, 4589 nucleotides. The record is from the annotation of a GenBank genome assembly. Lineage: Eukaryota; Bacillariophyta; Bacillariophyceae; Bacillariales; Bacillariaceae.
ACCACCUCCCAUCGCCAUCGCCAUCGYCAUCUCAUUCCCAMASUCGUCGCAGAAAGCCCCACCAUGCGCCAGAUCAUAACACAGGACUCCUGGAGCGCCGGCUCGAGGGGCAACAGCUCGCGGCGGUUCGGCGCCAGCGGCAGCCUCGGAAGGAUGGAUGCGUCCCCCACCAGGGGCGAAACCGAUUCCUCCUUUGAGGUCUCGCACACGAGCGGCAGCAGCUACGCCCACGGAAGCAAACCGCAAAUCGGCACCGGCGACAGCAACCGCAACAGCAACAACAACAGCAACCGCGGGACGUCCUUUGUGCCCGCGGACCACUCGGACCGGAUCGAACCCGGGUUUGUCUCGACGCACGAAACGUCCUGGGACGCCCUUGCCAGCGAUUCCCUUGCGGCCUCCAACCCGGUGGCCAGGACCGUCGUGACGCCCUCUCCUCCCUCGAGAAACCGAAUGCCGGGACGAUCGAGCAGCUUCUUGAGAAAGCACCGCCAGCAGCAGCAGCAACAACAGCAGCAGCAACAAAGGCAAUACCAGCAGCACGAGCAGCACCAUCCUUACCAGCAACACGAGCAACAACACCAACUACACCAACAGCAACCACAACAGCAACCACCACACCGCCCCGAAUCGGCAACCCCCUCCGAAGAAGACCCCCCGCGCUCCGGAUCGAAGAUUGCCCGGCUGGCCUCGAUGUUUUCCAGCCGUGCGGAACCGGUGGUGGUCCCGCUGCGGGCGGCUUCCCCGGUGGACCGGUCCGAGCAUUCCUCGCCCUCGCCCUCGUCCCCCCCCGGGUCGGAAUCCUCCGCCGGGUACGUCGUGUGGCCGGGGACCCAGGACCGCGAGGGGGUCACCGUUCUGGAGGAAUCGAGCUACGACGAGAGCGACGCAAGCGUCGGCGCCGCCCGGGAACCCGCCCGGGACUUUGCGGGCAGCGAUCGCGACAAGGUCCACCGYCUGGCGGGGGAGCGGAAUCCUUCCGCCGCCAGCAACGGCCGGAUCGUCAUGGAGCCCCUCCACGACGACGCGUUGUCGGACCUGAGCGCGGGCUACUCCCGGACCUCCUCGGCGUAUUUCAGUCCCGGAGAGGUCCAGGCGAUCCGCAAGGGAAACACMGAGCAGCUGGUGGCGAACCAGAACCGGAACCGGCUGGCGGCCACCGUCAUGAGGCGCUGCCUCUCGUCGUCGUCGUCGGUGGCGAGAAGGCACCCGCAGCAGCAGCAGCAGCACCACCACCACCAGAACCAGCUGCAGCCUCUCACGGAAGAGGCCCUGGCCAUGAAAAACCACCUGUCGCCACCCACCCGAAGCUUCGUCACCACCGGAUACCGUGGACUCUUGGACAAGACGAGAGACGUUCCCAACCUGAUGGACGAAACCGCUUCGGACACCACCAGUGCCGUGUCCGCCGCRACCAGCAGGCAAUCGAUGCCCCAGCAACCGCGAUCGUCUCCCUACGACAAGCAUCUGAGGGAACGGCAACAGCACCAACAACAACACAAACGGGUCGACACGAUCGACGAAUACGGCACGACCGAGGAUGUCUUUGCCACCGAGGAGAACGUCGGGGGAUACGAUGCGGGAGGAGCGAACAGGUCCUCCAACGCCUCGUUUCUGGAGGACAGCGACCACGAGGGACUCCUCGGGGUUCGGAGCCGGGAUUCCGUCGAAAAGCUGAACCUGGCCCUCCUGGGUGGCGGGUUGACAACAAUCCAGACCACCUCGGACGACUUUACGAACCGAAAGACGGCGAGCGACUUUGACGAAACCCUCAGCAACAGCGACUGCGACCAGAACGGAUUCGUCAAGAUUCCCGCCCUGAACGAGAUGCUCUCCGCCGGGAGGAACCACCACGAUUCGGCCCUGAGCUGCCAGUCCCUCCGGUUUGCCUCGGAAGCACGCUCGAUCCGGCGCAACCACCAGGACCGGUCGGGCCUGUUCUCGGACCCCCACGGCCCGGCACCGGCGCGCCACGGAGCCGCCGACUUUGACGGGAACUUUGGACGGUUCUACAUCGGCCCCGAGCAGAUGCAGAUCUUGGUCAAGAAGUUCCGCAGGAUGAGCCUCGCCCGCUGCAAGCGCUUGGACUACGAAGAACUGGAGCGCGAAGAAGACGCCACCAAGGCCUUUGCGCUCUCGGAGAUGAGGAGCCGGAUCAUGGAAACGGACAUCGAGCGCGGACUCGAGCGCAUGGGAGGGACCACGGUCGUCGACGACAUUGUCCUCACCUCCUUUUACAGGGCGGCGCUCCGCGUCCGGGAYGCGGUCAUUGUCGCCAAGGCCUGGCGGGACGGGGCAACCCCGCACGACGUCGUSACCACCUCGAAGCUGACRCGGCGCGACGAGCGUUCGUACUACAUUGCCCGCUACGGUGCCUCCGCGGGGGGCGCCGCCCGGUACACCUGGGAGGAGGUCUGCUGGCUGGACGACAGCGAGCUCUCCCGGUACCGGUGCCACUCGAUCGGCCCCCGCCACCUCAAGGGCGUGGAAAUGUUCACYAUCGGGGACUGCCAGAGCAUCCUGCUGAAGCUCUCCAACGAGCGGUGCAAGGAACUCCGGGCCGAGCUGAACAGGGCCACCGCGAUCCAGAUCGAGGCCGAGGCGGCCAUGAAGGAAGAGGGAGAAACCUUUGACGGGAUGAUGACGGAYGCCGAAAUGACCUACCUCACCUCGAUGGAGGAGGUGAAAUCGAUCUCGCARAAGCUCGUGCUCGCGGAAAAGUCCUUUGGGCUCGUCCGGGACCGGAUCGAGAAGCUGGUGGCCAAGUACGAGGCGCUCCUGGUGCAUUUCGAGAACGAGACCGAUUCCGUGGCCCCGUCCUCGGUCUUUUCGUACGAGAGCUCCUGCUAUUCCGAGGACUACUCCUUUGCCGCCGCGCAGAAGCGCGAGGACGAGCUCCUCGCACGCCGGGCGCGGCGUGCCGAGCUCCGGGCCGAGCUCGAGGCCCGCGAAUCCCGGAUGGCCCCCGGGGACAGCCAGUCCGUCGUCUUGGAACAGGAACGGGUCCUCGACRGCCUCAAGGCGCGGAUUUCCGACCUCCGGUCCGAGUCCUCGGCCGCCUUCACGGACCGGGAUCGSUCGGUCGUCCUGGCCCGGGCCAUCCGGCGGGGUCCCCCGGCCGCCGGCAGCGGAGACGCUUCGGGCAAGGGCACCGGCCGGUCGAAGAUCGACGACAUCAAGCAGCGCUUCCGGGACCGCAGCGCCGCCAAGUCGCAGGUGGGUUCCGGCAGCGCAUCCGGCAGCGCAUCCGGCGGGGGCCCGAACCAGCCCUCGGCACCCGGCGGCCGCUCGGGUUCCUCUGGCAACCGAACCGAUGCCAACCACUUCCAGCGCACCGUAGGAGAGGAGAUGUUCCAGCACCUCGAUUUCUACGAGCGCUCCCUCAAGGCCGUGGAAGGGCAUCGCUACCACUGACCAAAACACCCGAGAGGCCGCGUUCCCAACUUGGUUUCUUUGAAAGCAAACCAAGAAAUGGACGGGAMUUCUCAUUUUCCUCUUCAACAAUAAAAAAUACUACUACUCGAAAACAAUAWCUUUGUGUWCUACUAUACUAGUAGUUUAGGCCCAACCUCUAUCAACGUGAUCUAAUGGAUGUUCAACGUGCCRGCAGUAGAUUGAAAGGUAUACUAGUGGUACYAGUACAGUAGUUGUCUAGAGAUGAAUUUGGCCAUUCUGGCAGUAUACCGUACUUACAUGCCAUUCCCCAAUCCCCUGAAGAAUCAGACCGACAAAUUGAAUCMAGAGACCGAAAUCAGAGUUCGCGUAGUUGGAGGCAGGUUCCUCUCCGGGCUACUGCAGGUGUACUCCAUYCAUCAUCUACGAACCUUACGGCACAGACGAAAGAAUAAAAUGAGCUAUUCAAUGUACGGUACGAUAGGUGAGCCAAUAGGUGAGCCAAAAGCCAAAAAGCAUUAUGCCAUCAUUUUGGGGGUUGUGGUGAAAAAUUGCAACCCCGUUUUAAUACGUAUGACGAAGUCAGUCAUUUAAAUUUUCCUCURCUAGUUAACAUACAGUACUAGCUAACGUACGAUGCGAUAAGCGUACAGAAAAGUCACUCUACAAGGAAAAAAACCGAGUUGUACUGAUUGAUCGUACGUACGGUAUGGUACCAGGUGUACGAGUAAACAAAAACAGCAGUUUCAUUACAGUAGUUCUCCUUCAUCAUUCACUUCUUACCGACGCAUGCAUCUGCUCCGAUACCUGCAACAUCUGAACGACAAUAUACCACCUAAAAYUAGAUWCAGGAGAAAACACWAAGAAGSAUUGCAAGAUGAUGCAAGAAGAAGAUGAUACAGGAUCGAGUUCUUUCGAUCAAAAACAAGCAACUUGUAAGAAGGACCGGGUCAUUUUUUGCGUUUUGCGAAAACCGAAUACGAAUACGACUCSGGCUGCAGCUGCAGCUGCGACGCUGACCUCGAUACGAUUUGCAUUCGUCCACUCAUUAUCCUUUCCUGUUGUAUAYCUUUAAAUAAACUUUGUGACAACACGACAAAAAUACGACGUGUUGGUACAACGACCGUCUUACUUCUACUUGAUACGCUUUCCCCGAACGCAACUCUGCAGUUAAACGUGUGACCCAAUAUUGGAUG